Aphanomyces invadans is the source of this 1310-nucleotide messenger RNA. RefSeq lists its product as hypothetical. The record is from RefSeq and is a predicted model, not a curated record. Gene Ontology annotation, cellular component: nucleus; delta DNA polymerase complex. Bases 21 to 1190 code for a protein of 389 amino acids. NCBI's taxonomy places the organism in Eukaryota, Oomycota, Saprolegniomycetes, Saprolegniales, Verrucalvaceae. Gene Ontology annotation, biological process: DNA synthesis involved in UV-damage excision repair; nucleotide-excision repair, DNA gap filling; DNA strand elongation involved in DNA replication. The transcript has a single exon. Gene Ontology annotation, molecular function: DNA-directed DNA polymerase activity.
GUCUUGGCGGGAGAACAAAGAUGGCAUCGGCGGUGGUGGAAUACAUUCAAGAAGCGCUGGAUAGGAACGAAGCGCCGCACUUGGUGCGAGUCUGCCGGGCCACGGGAUGCUCCUUAAAAGAUGGCCAAGAAGCUUUGGCACAGGUUAUCGCCCAAGAAACGGAUGUGCAGUCCGUGCAAGUCGUGGUAUCCACGGAAAUCGACCCAGAAACAAAUGCAAUCGCGGGAAAAACUAUCUCAUUGAUCCGUGGUGAACCUGACGAUGCUACGGAUUUGUAUGCAGUCUACCGGUCGGCAGCUCUCUCCACUCGGGAUGUGGACGAUGCGCUGAAGAACAUAAUGUGGUUCCCUCGCUUGGACGAAGGCCUUGGGAGUAAUGGGACAUACGGCGCAAUCGCGUCCGAUAUCACGUGCGAUGAAGCUUUGGGUUCGCGGAAUCUUGUCAUGGUAGCAGCGGAGUCGGCUUCAGUCUUCUCCAACUUUAAGGCCAUCAACACUACAAAGACCACCACGCCGUUCUUUCAAAGGCAGUCGUCUUCGAGCUCGUCCAAGCCUCCUCCCAAGAAGCAAACACCUUCAUUUUUUGGCACGACUUCCGCCAAGACUGAAAGCAAGCAGCAGGCUGCUCCACCGUCGAAGAAUAAGGCCAACGUGGUCGACGACAGCGACGAAGAUGUAAGCGACGACGACGACGAAACCCCAAAAUUUGUCAAAAAAUCAACGCACCAUAAGCGACUUCGUGUGUGUGACGACAGCGAUGACGACGACGAAGCGGAGUUCUUUCCGACCCCAAAGCCGUCGCAUCCAGUGAAAAAGGAUGACAAACCCGUCAAUUGCCCACCGCAUCCCACGACUGCACCAACCACAAGUGCUGGAGAAGAUCGUCCAACCCCGCCAGCUCUCCCUCGAUCGCAACCUGUGGCGGUCGAGAAAGAAGAAGCAACGGCCCAUCGCCCUCAGAAGCGACAAAAAGCAGUGACGAAAACUCAUAUCAACGAGGACGGGUAUAUGGUCACCGAAACCAUAUACGAAGACGUUGAAGGGGACGAACACCCGACGUCCCAGACAAAAGCCGCGUCGUCGUCUGGGAAACUGCCAGCACCGCCUCCAAAGAAGAAGCGUGUCCUGAAAGGAUCUGGCACGGCAAAGCAGAGCAAUCUCAUGGACUUCUUUGGAAAAAAGUCAGUGUAACCAAAAAACGUGGUUGUGCCAAGUGCCCAACAUGCCAUGGCUGAAUGGGAUACAAAGUCGGUGAUGGAAGUAUCGAGCAACACUCAGGGUUGAGGACCGGCACGCGGUGGUCCACUAUCC